Messenger RNA from Prinia subflava (tawny-flanked prinia), 7049 nucleotides. RefSeq names its product zinc finger and BTB domain containing 24 (gene ZBTB24). Gene Ontology annotation, molecular function: protein binding; RNA polymerase II cis-regulatory region sequence-specific DNA binding; DNA-binding transcription factor activity, RNA polymerase II-specific. Lineage: Eukaryota; Metazoa; Chordata; Aves; Passeriformes; Cisticolidae. Bases 301 to 2661 code for a protein of 786 amino acids. The transcript is spliced from 7 exons. Gene Ontology annotation, cellular component: nucleus. Gene Ontology annotation, biological process: regulation of transcription by RNA polymerase II. The record is from RefSeq and is a predicted model, not a curated record.
CUCAUUGCAGUCUACAACUUCCUUGUGAGGGGAAGAGGAGAGGCAGGCAUUGAUCUCUUCUCUGUGGAGACCAGUGACAGGACCCGAGGGAAUGGCUUGAAAUUGUGCCAGGGGAAUAUUAGCUUCAAUAUUAGGAAAAGGUUUUUCACCCAGACGGUGGUUGGGCAUUAGAACAGACUCCCCAGGGAAGUGGUCACAGCACCAAGCCUGACAGAGUUCAAGAAGCAUUUGGACAAUGCUGUCCAGGACGUGGUGUGAUUUUGGGGACUGUCCUGGGGCAGGGCCGGGAGCUGAAAGCGGAUGAUGCCUGCCAGCCCCUUCGCACCGGGCUCUUCUGUGCCUCAAGCCCCGCCCGUGGUGCGCUCACUGCGGCAGCGCAGGCGCGGCGCCAGCCCCGGCCCGGAAGUGCAGCGGAGGCGGCGGCGAGCGGCACCUCCUUUAAUAUUCAUAAUUAAAAUGGCAAAAACAACUGAUCCUUCUGAGAAACUGAUCAUCCAUUCCAAAGCUCACAAAGAUACCAUUCUAGCUAAUUUUGAGGAACAAAGAAAAAAGGAUUUUCUUUGUGACAUUACUCUGAUAGUGGAGGAUGUGCAAUUCAGAGCCCAUAAAGCUUUGCUGGCUGCCAGCAGUGAAUAUUUCUCAAUGAUGUUUGUAAAUGAGGGUGAAAUAGGGCAGUCAAUUUACAUGUUGGAGGGAAUGGUUGCAGACACCUUUGGAGUUCUGCUAGAAUUUAUCUACACUGGUUGCCUCUGUGCCAGUGAGAAGAGUACAGAACAAAUCCUGGCUACUGCACAGCUGCUGAAAGUGACUGACUUGGUAUGGGCCUGUACAGACUACCUGGAAAGCCGCAGCCCAGGCAGUGUAUUGCCAGCUCCAGCUGAAAGUGGAGCCUCUGUUUUUGCAAGUGACAGGAAAAAUUACGAUCCACCAAAGCGAAAACGAGGGCGACCAAGGAAAAUCAAGGUUGUCCAAGAAGAAGAAGAAGAAGAAGAAUCGGGAGCAAAUUCUGCCGAAGAUGGGCAGCUGAGAGAGAACAACUCCAUGCAAAAUGAGCAAAAUUAUAUGAAAGAAGACACUGAAGUAGAAGAAACAGUUGCCAGUGAACAGGCUUCAGUGACAAAAGAUGGAGAAGAAACUGAACCUGCUUGUGGCUCAGAGGCUGCUCUUGAUCUGUCAGCUGAGAAAGAUGAAAACUACGAUCCCAAAUCUGAAGAAAUACAGAGCACUCAGAGCCGUUACAGCAAACGCAGAAUAAGGAGAUCAAUCAAACUAAAAGAUUAUAAACUUCUUGGGGAUGAGGAUGAGAAAGGACUGGCAAACAGAACUGAUGGAAAAAGAAAACGUGUGGGUUCUGAAGCUCGUUGUAAAGACUGUGGCAAAGUAUUUAAGUGUAAUCACUUCUUGGCUGUUCAUCAGCGAAGCCAUACAGGGGAGCGUCCUUUUAAAUGCAGUGAGUGUGGGAAAGGUUUCUCCCAGAAACAUUCUCUUCAAGUCCAUGAGCGGAUGCACACCGGGGAGCGGCCAUACACGUGCACCAUCUGCAGUAAGGCUCUGACAACCAAGCAUUCUCUUCUGGAGCACAUGAGCCUACAUUCAGGGCAGAAGGCUUUUACCUGUGAUCAGUGUGGGAAAUACUUCAGCCAGAAGAGACAGCUCAAGAGUCACUAUCGACUACACACAGGCCGUUCGCUGCCGGAAUGUAACCUGUGUCGUCGCAAAUUCAUGGAUGCGGCGCAGCUAAAGAAACACCUAAGAACACAUACAGGUGAGAAGCCCUUCACUUGUGAGAUUUGUGGCAAAUCAUUUACAGCUAAAAGUUCACUUCAGACUCACAUUAGAAUUCACAGAGGAGAAAAGCCAUAUUCUUGUGAUAUAUGUGGAAAAUCCUUCUCUGAUUCCAGUGCUAAGAGAAGACACUGUAUCUUACACACAGGCAAAAAGCCUUUCGCCUGCCCAGAAUGUAAUUUGCAGUUUGCCCGUCUGGACAACCUGAAGUCUCAUUUGAAAAUUCACAGCAAGGAGAAGCAGUUUCAGGAAGCCGGCGCCGCCUCGAGCACCAGCGUUCAUCCGGAAGAAGUGAGAAGUAUUCUCCAGCUGCAGCAGUACCAGCUUGCCACCUCGGGAGGGCAGGAAAUUCAGCUGCUGGUUACAGAUGCAGUACACAACAUCAACUUCAUGCCCAGCCACAAUCAAGGCAUCAGUAUUGUGACUGCAGAAAAUGCCCCCAGCAUGACGACAGAGCAGGCUGCGAACCUCGCGCUCCUUGCGCAGCCACCACAGCAGCUGCAAAACUUACUGCUUUCAGCUCAGCAGGAGCAAGCAGAACAAAUCCAAAGUAUCAAUGUGAUUGCAAACCAAAUAGAGGCUGCCCAGCCUGAACAAAUGCAUGUCAUCACUCUUUCCAAGGAAGCGCUAGAACAUCUCCAUGCUCAUCAAGGACAAAGUGAACAAAUCCACUUGGCGGGAUCUUCACAUCCAGCUCAGCACGUGCAGCUGCCUCACGAAUCAAGUCAGCAGUCUCACUCUAGCCAUGAUACAGUCCCUUCCCAGCAAGUCAGUGAAGAACAGAAUCAAAGUGUACUUGUUUCUGAAUCUCAUCAGCAGCCUCUGUCAGUAAAUGAGUCAUCUCAUGAGCAUCCUAUCCAAGGACAGGCUUUCUGAAAUGCUUGUUUGUCAGCAGAGGGCUAGGCCAGACAAUGCUUCUCAUCCAGGCAGGGAUUACAUGUGUCACACUUUUUUUUGCAGCGUAAGCUAGCCAAAGAUGCAUUUCUUGGUGAUUUUGGAUGGAUGACUCAGUUUUCCUUAACCAUAUUUAUUUUAGACUAUUUUGUUUUUCUGGAUCGGUAUUUCUUUACCACUUAGUCCAUACCUCCCAAGCAAUUAAUGUGCCUCAUAUAUAUCUCUGCCUCCUGAGGAGAUAUUUAGCCCGUAUUUGCAUGUCCAUGUGACUCUCCAGAGAAAUUCACCUUGCUGGUAGGAGAACAGUGUUUAGGACAUCUGCUGAUCACAAAGUACCACUUCUCUGACAAACUUAACAUUAUACCUGAGCUACUGUCAAGCUUAAGACAACCAGUACUUUUAGCAAAGCUAACACCAUAUGUCUUAUGUUUAACGAGCUUUCUCUCUGCAGGUUAAUGUAUAAUUCUCUAUGUAAUCAUUCCCUGAAGUGCAUUAUGAGUUACUGACUACCAAAUUCAUUUGGUUUGGGUUGAAACUGUUACAGCCUUUAACUGGCCCUGAAUCUUCCCUCCUGUUUACUGUGUGCUGUACACAUUUUGCUCCUCAGAAAUGUUUAAGCCAUUGCACUUGAGUAGUGGCAAUGAGAUGUGAUGAUUACACUGGAGAACUGAAACCCCCAAAGUUCUGCUCUGUUAGUUCUGCCACUCACUGUGUGACAGUGAGCAAGGUAGUUGACCUCUGUGCCUUAUUUCGUCAUCUGGUAAGUGGGGAUAGUGUUCACACACUCUGCCAAGCACUUUGAAGAGCCCUUGAUGUUGAAGGCACUGUCUAUUGAAGUGCAGGAUUCUCUUCCUGACAGGAUUCUGUCUAAGCUUAGGAGCCACUGUAUAUUUAAAGUGUUAUUUUUUUUACUUUUGAGAGAAGAAGGUAAUCUUACUUUAAUAUAUGUUAAGACUGGUAAUUGUUUAUGUGAGGAUUCAAACAAUGAAGAGUGUCACUUCAGAGCAUAAGAAGUUACAUAAAUGGGGCACAUCACUUAAAGUUGUACAACUAUUUUUGUUGAAUUAGAUGUGUACAGAUUGUUUUCAAUGACUGACUGCUAACAAAAAAGAUUUGACAUUGUAAUAAAAUGUCUUGCCAAAAUACUGCUUUCUGUUUUCAGGUUUGACUACUGGUAACACCUUUACAUGGUUGGACUGGCAUGUUAAAAUCCAGAUAAAAUACCACUGUUAGUUAAAAGAACAUGCUCAAUUGUCAGUUCAGCUUUUAAAUGUCAUACUUAUGAUUUACAUUGAAGUUUUAUAUUAUAACAAACAAAAAAUUCUAAAAAAUGUGGUGAAUUUAAAAGCAAAAUUAUCCACUUUUUUAAUAAAAUCCCGUGUUCCAAAUCCAGACUACUUGGCCUGCUCCUGAUUGCAUGCUGCAGAAGUUUGGCUAAGUAUCUCUGUGUCUUCAAACUGCUUAAUCACUUUUAUAUAAAUGGAUCAUGGUAAGGGUAGACAAUGGGAAUAAAUCAACAUGAAAAACUCCCACCAAAUCCAAAAAGUAACAAGCCAUCCCAUAGCAAAGGUGUUUAGGCUUUUCACAUUUCCUCUCAGAAUGGAGAAGUAGAAUUUGCAUACUUUCUGCCACCAAAGUGAACCAGCACAUUCUGUAGUUCUGCCUGAGAAGCUUGAAGUCUUGGUGUUGUAAGAGCAGAUAAAUAAAUAUAGUAAAGCCUGUUACAGCACUUACAUCAAUCUUGCUGAUUAAUUGUAUAAGCUUACAGUAAAUAUUCAGUUUCAUCCUGAAACUUCUGCAUUUAUCUAAAACAUUGUACAGGGCAGCCAGACUACUGACUGGUCAGAAGUUUACAAGAACUUGCACAGAAUUCAUUGCCAUAUAUUUAUGAAUCCUGAAAUGCUUAGAAACAGGUUACAAGCUAAAUUCUGAGGCUACCAGUAAAGGAACUGUUCAAUACUUUCCUUCUUUUUUGAACUUUGUUUUGUUCGUUAUGCAGUUUUACUUGCAGGAUUCAGUUCCAUGCUGCAGUUAAACACAGGAUACUCCACACAGUGAUUUCUCAGUGUUUUCCCUGUAAUGAAAAACCCUGAAGUUUGGGGUUCAGAAUUCUGUUUUGCUUUUCUGCAGAUUAUGAGGAAGAAGAAGAAACGAGCUGCUGUGAAUAGCAGGGCAAUGACUAAUCCUGCACCCCGCAUUGCUUAAGCUGUCAGCACAUAUUGUAGCUUGCACUCAAGAAGCUGGCGUGGCUUCUCAUAUCACAAAUGUUGCUUUUUGGACACCAUUUGCUUCCUUUCUCAUGAAUGCAUUUCUGUUAAAAGAUGAAAAUGAAUCCUUUUUCUGUGUGUGCAUUUUUAAGGCUACAGCUUAAGUCUAGAAUUGCUUUGAAUUUGAAAGGAAACCCCUUCAGCUUUGUUUUUCAGUCCAGCUGCCACUAAUAAGGAUGUAGGGGGAAAAUGCAUCCCUUAGAAACUGUUUCAGAACAGCUCUCUAAGUAUCUUUACUCCUUAGCCAGUAAACACCUUCUCUUUUUCUCACAUAGACUAAUCCUAGCAAAUCCAUCUCGCUGCUUUCUAUGUUAAAAUGAGAUUAAGGUUUUAGACGUAAAUGCAGGGCACUAAGAGGACUACAGAAAGAUCUGGUUUUGUGAGCAUUUAACACCAUAGUGCGUUUCCUCUGCUCAAUUUGUAAGUUACCCAGUGUAGUUGAACUCUAAUAGGAUUACACUUUUUUUUUUUUUUUCUAAAUGCAAGUUUAUCAGAUUUUGGCUUUUUCUGAAGAUUUUGGUUGGUUCUCCAGGCGCAAGUUGAAACAAAUCCCCGAGAGGUAGGACAAACACAUUCUGAGCCUGCAUUUGCCUGUUGUGUGUGUAAUUUCCUUGCUUGGCCUUCCAGUCCAGCAUCUUGGGUUUUGAUAAAUGAAUAUCAGGGUAUUUAUUUCAUAUGAGCUGUAAAAGUAAAUUACCUUGCCAAUAGGAAAAGAAAGCACUACUAGGGAUUGUACAGCAAUUUUCUCUUAGCAUCUAAGAGGAAAAGGAGAGGACUCUACCUCAUCACAAACUCUUUCUAAAUGAAUGUCUAUUCACAGGUUAAAAUUAAGGAUAUUGAGCCUGGCAUUGAUCCUGCCAGUUGUUGAAGAAAGAGUUUUGCUUGCAUUUCUUUCUUUGUGAAGGACUCAUUUCAGUGUUGUAGCUGGUUAGUCAUCGUGAUGAAGGUCAUGGUUGGUGUUUGCUAAUACCUGUCCUGGUCUGCUUGUAUGUGGGGUUUUUUCAGUCUUUUCCCACUUCACCUUAACUGUGAAAGCUAGUGUGGGAUUCAUUCCUAAGCACCAACCCAGUGUGAACACAGCAGCUGGGUACGCUUCCUGUCUCCCCAUGUCUUCCAACUGUGCACAGACCGUGUCCCUGCCAGUGUCCUGUGUAAGUAUCCUUAUCCCAGAGAAGCCGAGCCUGAGCUGGGAGUGGCUGGGAGGAGGCCGGUUUGCACAGCAGGCGUGUCCCGGAGCACGGCAGCACCCAAGGGCCCUUCCUGGGCACGCUUAUCUUCCCAAGGGCACAAGUCCAUCUGUGCAGGCCUUCCUCCCACUCCUGCACUGCAGGUUCUUGCCAGGAGCAGACAAGGGAGAGGGAAUGCCAUACUCUCCAGAGCUAUGAUUUCAGGACCUCUUCUACUUAUUUAUUUGACACUAAUCAGAGUCUGCUUCUUGCAGCUGCAGUCCCAUGAGCUACAACUGUUCUCUGUGUUCUAUCCCUUUUCAGAUCCUCUGUAAAACAUGGUGAACAAUAAAUGGUUUUCCACAGCAGAGAGACUACUGAUUGUAUCUGUCCCAAGCAAUUCUUCCAAAUGGAAAAACCCAUCCAGGCAUAUUCUCAGCAUCUCACUGUAGUAUGCUUACUGCUCAUUUCUGGCUAAUAUUUUAAUCCUACCUAAUUGAAAGUAUCUUUGGAGUAGCAGGAAGCAGACUUUUGCUUUAGUUAGCAAACUUCCUACCCUGUCAUGCAAAUUUUUCUGACGUGAGGAAGAACUUUGCUGUGUGAGUGACUGAGUGUACUGCAACACAUUGCCCAGAGAAGUUGUGGAGUCUCCCUCCCUGGAGAUACUCAAGAAUUGCCUGGACACAAUCCUGUGCCAUGUGCUCUGGGAUGACCCUACUUGAACAGGGAGGUUGGACCAGAUGACCCACUGUGGUCCCUUUCUACCUGACCCAUUCUGUGAUUCUGUGAUUUUACUGGCCCUUCACCAAGAUGUCUCUUGGUGACCCAUAGCAGCUCUCCUUCAGUACCAUCAUGUGGGAGUCUCUCUCAAAUAUAUAAGUAUACAGAUAUAUUUGUGUGUGUGCGUGUAUGUAUAAUUUUUUUUUAUUAACUUUGC